Molecule: messenger RNA, 645 nt
Organism: Rubroshorea leprosula
Lineage: Eukaryota; Viridiplantae; Streptophyta; Magnoliopsida; Malvales; Dipterocarpaceae
Source: the annotation of a GenBank genome assembly
GACCAUUUGGCUCUUGGGCAAAGUUGUGAUGAUAAUUCAAUGGCCUCUCCAGUGGAAGAUAAUCAUAGAACAUCCAAGGAAGCAUUUGCAACACAACUGCAGAUGGUUGAUGGUGAUUGUGAGGAUAAUGAGUACAUUGAUCAGGUAUCAAUUUUGCAAAGGAUGAACUCCAAGGAGUUAAAUUCAUUUCAAUUGGGGAAACAACUGUCUUGCAAAUGGACAACAGAAGCAGGACCACGAAUUGGCUGUGUAAGGGAUUAUCCCUCGAAGCUCCAGUCCCGGGCCUUGGAGCAAGUGAACUUGUCUCCCAGAAGUGCAAGCCACUUAAAACCAUACUACUCUCCCCGCUUUCCUAGCUACUUGAGUCCUAAGGUAUCUUCUCCAUUAUGUUGUGGUGAGGAAAUGACAGGCUCACCUAUGCUCAAGAAAGGGAGUUUAUUGCAAAGAAGCAUUCCUUACAUAACACAGUCCUCCCCAUUGUUGAAAGAAGCACUGGUAGGUGCAAUCAAUGGUGUAUCAUAACUAACAACACAUUCCAUAUUAGUUCAUUCUUUUCUGUGAAUAGAAAAGAUGAUACAGGAAUUCUUUUCAUUCUUUCCAACCAGGAUCAUGUGUACGCCUGUUUUUCGCCUUUGUUCAUUUUGU